Molecule: messenger RNA, 9114 nt
Organism: Closterium sp. NIES-67
Lineage: Eukaryota; Viridiplantae; Streptophyta; Zygnematophyceae; Desmidiales; Closteriaceae
Source: the annotation of a GenBank genome assembly
AGGGAAGGGCAGUCAGUAAUGUCCGGGAAGAUGUGAGAGAGAAAUUGGCAGACCGCGUGAAGGUCAAACAGCUCCUCAUGCCUGUCCUCCAAAAGUGCACGGGGGGGAAUACGGAUGGAGGGGACAUCACCCCCGGCAGGAGGAGGCGGGCUGCUACACCAAAGUUGGAGAGCCCUAAAACGAGGAGGGACCAGCAUGUGUGGGACUUUUGUCCCCACCUUGCAGCUGCAGCACUUGGGGUUUGGAGACCAACCUGGUACAGUAUGAAUUUUGUCUUGCCAGGCUGGCUGAACCUGAGGAUGGGGAGUCAAAACUUUGACUCUUGUCAUGUUCUUGACCAAGGGCCUCCAGGGUCCUUCCCUUUCAUCCUUCCCUUCCCACCCCACCUUCCAACUAUGCUUCAAUGCCUUUUCCAUCAUGUCUCUGAACUUGUAAGCUUCAAUCAUAGUGACUCUGAGGACUGUCAACUUCUCCUAGGGCAGAUUACCCCCCAGUGCGCCAAACGCCAUAGCUCACUCGAUAAGCUAUGGAAUCGAGUGAUUCAACUUUCAGAGGAAAGCUGACGCUGCAAGCUACAACAUAUCCGAUUUUCAGAUCGUUUCAUCGAUUGGAGUUUUGGAUAUAGCUUUUCGAAGGUCGCGAGUUUUCUGGGCGUCAUAACGAAGUGCUGCAGAAAUUUCCAAGGAGCCAUUGAAUCAUCUGCUUAUAGCAUUCUCUAACCAACAAGUGGUAUCAGAGCCCAUUAUCACGCAUUUGGGACCUAAAUUACGAUGGGAGAUAAGGAGGACUCUGGUGGAGGUGAUACUUCAGUCCAAGGAGGCAGCUCAACCCAAGAUUCUGGCAUUGCAGCACGAAGGGGAGCGCGUACAAGCCAGGGGUCACUGCUUAAGGAGGUGCUGAAGAACUUCACCAUUGAGAAGUUCUCUGGAGAUGGCUAUGAUGAUUGGGCAUGGAAGAUGCAGCUCUACUUUCGACAAAUUGGCCUCUUGAAGCUCAUGAUUGGAACGGAGCCCAGGCCAAAGGAAAUGGCAGAGCAAGCGGACUGGGAUGAACGUUCAUCUGCUGGGUAUUAUCUACUGUCACAAAGCUUGGAGCUGAACCAGAGGCAUCACAUCAUGCAUCUGCUACCGGAAACUGAUUGUGGGCCCAAGGCAUGGGCAGUGCUCAAGGACCUGCACGCUCCGACAUCGGUUGCCGCUUCUCUCAUGCUGGAUCGGGAGCUGUCCAUGCUGCGGUUGAGCGAGAAUGAACCUGUGCAGCCCGUUCUGGACAAGAUGAGGGAACUCUACGCGAAAUUGGCGAUUGCGGGCAUCACGUACCCUGAGCAGACUAAGUGUCUCAAGAUGCUCAGCCUGCUGCCCGAGUCUUGGCUGCAAUUUAUAAGCGGACUCAGCUUGCCACAAAACCAAAGUCAAUGGACAUUGGAGUGGAUUCGCACCAAGAUUCUGGAAGAAGAUUUUCGUCGCUACACACUGCGCGGAGGUGAUGACAGCACCAGCGGCUAUGCCAUGCAAGGGACAUGGAGGGAUCGAGGGCGUGGCAAUCGCGGUCGCUCUUACUACAGCCAAGGUGGUCGCGGGACUUGGAACCAGCGGGGGCGUGGUGGCGCUGGUGCAAGAGGAAGAGGUGGUCACUCCAACAAUGACAACAGUGAACCACGCUUGAGGGGAGAGUGCUGGUAUUGCAAGGAAGAAGGGCAUCCAUGGUUUCGCUGCUCUACCAAGCCCGACUGGUGGACCCCUUGGAACCAAUCACAAAAGGGGAAUGGAGGAAAGCAACCACGUGGAGGUGCCAACAUGGUAGCUGAUCCUGCUGAAGAAACCUCCAAGGAUGACAGAGGAAUGGGAAAUGAGGAGAGGAAUGCUGGACAGUUCUACCAUGUGUGUGACAAAGAUGACAGUGGCACGGCUGUUGCAAGGGCUGGAGAGGAAUUGCACCCGCUUGACAUGUGGGUCAUGGACUCUGGUGCUGCAUGGACAAUGACACCACUCAAGGAUUUGCUGGAUGCUGUGCGAGCGCCUCCAAUCUCUGAAGUGCGCUCAGCAUCCGGACAUGCAGUGAAGGUCGCUGGAGUUGGUCGAGCUGCAUUCAGAGCACCUGAUGGUGGACUGGUUGUGCUGAAGGAUGUGUUACUCGUACCGGGGCUGAAGGCCAAUCUGAUAUCGCUGCGCAAGCUAGGCCAGGCCGGAGUCAGCACCACCACCAAUGGAUCCAAAACAUUCAAGGGGCUGCAAGGAGAUCGUGUGUUAUGGGAUUUACACGAAAGCAGGGAUGUCUUCAGAUCCAUGUGGCAGAUCCCUGCGCUGAUAUGGGAAUCAACAAAGAAGGAGCUGGGAGUAGUAAAGGCGGGAUCUGGAGUCCAGGGGGAGUGCAAUGCAGUUAGUGCUGCAGGAGUGAUGGUUUCUGCAAGGUCGGGGGAGACUGAUUGGGAAACCGCACACAGGCGUCUAGGGCAUGUGGCUAUGCCAUUGCUGCAGCAACUGCAUAAGGAAGAAGCAGUAAAGGGGCUGAAGCUUUCUAGGCAACCAAAUGAUACCAAGUGCGAGACGUGUCUGCUGAGCAAGUUCACACGGUUCCCCUUUCACGGCGUAGCUGGGAAAAGCAAGGCAGCAUUGGAACUGGUGCACAUGGACCUGGUAGGACCUUUUCCAGUUCAAGGAAGAAAGGGGGAAAGAUACUUCCUAACAAUAGUUGAUGACUGGAGCCGGCUGAUGUGGGCAUACCCGUUGAAGCAGAAGGAUCAUGCUGCCUCAACAAUACGAGAUGACUGGCUGCCGUUCGUCGAGCGACAAUCUGGGCAACCAUGCAAGAGCAUCAGAACCGACCGAGGUGGAGAGUUUCUAGGAGGAGAUCUGACUGCGUGGCUCAAGAAACAAGGCAUUGAGCAUCAGCUAACAACGUCCUAUACCCCUCAGUCAAAUGGCGUUGCUGAGAGGGCUAAUAGGACCAUCCUGGAAACUGCGCGAGCGCUGCUGAUCGAAUCAGGGCUGGGGAACUCCAUGUGGCCUCAUGCGGUGAGGCAUGCUACAGUGGCAAGGAACCGCGUACUCACAAAGGUAGCUGAUGAUAUGUGGGUGCCGCUGGAGAGGUGGCUUGGAAAGAAGCCUCCAGUGGACAUGCUCAGAGUGUUCGGAUGCAUGGCAGUGGCGCAUGUCCCUAAACCGUACAGGACAAAGCUUGGAGCAUCUGCACUGUGGUGUGUGCACCUUGGGCUUGCGGCAGAGAGCAAGGGGUGGCUACUCUGGGAGCCCUCAAAGAAUGUGCUGUUUGACAGUCGGGAUGUCAAAUUUGUGGAGAACAUCAUGUAUGGCAAGUGGGAGAAGCAGCCGGAGGCAAGGGUCACCCAGCAGCUGGAAGAGAUCACUAUGCACUUCGAUUUGUCCGAACCUGAGGACAGCGAAGUCACUGCGCCAACGGCAAGCGGUACUGAUGAAGGAAGCAAUGAGGAUAUUGCAGCUGAUGCUGAAGUCAAGGAUCCGGAGCAGCAGCAGCAAGAGGCUUCCAAAACACCAAGUCUGCCAAAGCGAAGGAAACAGAUUGGUGGGGGGACAAAGGAUUGGGUGAAGGUGAAAGAAUGGGUAAAUCCAACCAUCUACCCUGCACGUACCAGAAUGGCAACAAGAAAGCUGCUGAGCUCUACAAGUGAAGGAGCCACAACUGAGCAGCAGGAACAGGCUCAAGGCGAAGAUACAGUGCUGUUCUUGGGUGAUGACCAAGAGUCAGAUGACGAAGAGCCUGCAUACUGCUUUUACGCACCAAUACAACCUCCGAGCAUGGAUCAUGCGCUAGCCGGGCCUCAACGGGGGAAAUGGCUCGUUUCAAGAGAUGCAGAGUACAACAGCCAGAUGGAGAACCACACAUGGGACCUGGUGUACUUGCCAAAUGGGAAGAAGGCAAUACAGUGCAAGUGGCUGGCAAAAAUCAAGACGGAUGAGAAAGGAGAGCCAUCAGUUUACAAGAGCAGGCUGGUGGCAAAGGGGUUUCAGCAGAAAGCGAAGGAAGAUUACAAAGAAGUGUUUGCCCCAACUGCUAAGUCUCCAACGCUACGUGUGCUGCUGGCGGUAGCUGCUGUGCGCAAAUGGAAGGUGAAGCAGAUGGACAUCGUAACCGCUUUUCUGUAUGGCAUUGUGGAAGAGGAGGUAUACAUGGUUCAACCACCUGGCUAUGAGGAUGGAACCGGUCGUGUCUGCAAACUUAACAAGGCCAUCUAUGGCUUGAAGCAGGCCCCGAGAUGCUGGUACAACAGGCUGGCCAGUGCACUGGAAGGGAUUGGAUUCCGUGCGAGUGCAUGCGACGAGAGCCUAUUCCUGAUGAGCGAGGGGGAGUCGCUUGUGCUUCUGCUGGUGUACGUGGAUGACAUCCUGCUCUUCAGCAGCAGUGACAAGGAGAUCGAUGGGGUGCAGCAGAAGCUCACAGAGCAGUUCAAGUGCAAGUCACUUGGAGAGGCAAGGUACUACCUGGGAAUGCACAUUGAGCCGCAUACUGAACGUGGCUGGCUCAAACUGCAUCAGGGACAAUACAUUAACACCUUGGCUGAGAAGUACUCUCUGCAGGAAGAACGGGAAGUGGUCACACCUUUGCCUUCCGAGUUCAAACUCAUAAAGGCAGCUGAAGGAGAAGGAGUUGAGAGUGAAGACCAGAGGCAAUUCCAAUCCAUGGUCGGGAGCCUACUCUACGCUGCUGUGCAUACUCGGCCUGACAUCAGCUUUGCUGUGGGACAGCUGGCUCGAGUAGUGCAAAAUCCAACAGAAGAGCAGUGUGGUGCAGCGGAGAGAGUGGUGCGCUACCUCAAGUCAUACCCUACAGUGGGAGUACAGUAUUCAGCCUCUGCUCAACUCAGUCAGAAAGGAGUUGAAGUUCUCAAAGAGAAGGGGGAGCAGCUUAGAGAAGGAAAGGUGUUCCUUUCCUGUUUUGCUGAUGCCACAUGGGCUUCUGAGCAUGAGGAUUCAUCAUCAGUAGGUGGAUACAUCUGCAUGGUGGGAGGUGGGCCUGUAAGUUGGAGGUCCAAGAAGCAGUCUGAGACGGCACUAUCGUCAGUGGAAUCUGAGUACAUGGCGAUGUUUCAUGCAGCAAAAGAAAUCAUUUGGCUAAGGAGGCUCUUGAAGGAGAUCGGCCAUGAACAGACUUGUGCGACACCUCUGUUCAGUGACAGCAAGGGAGCCAUUGCCAUGGCACGCAAUGCAGUUCUUCAUGGGUUGAACAAGCACAUGAGGAUCAAGUGGCAUUGGCUGCGGAAGGAGGUGAAGCUUGGGACACUGGAUCCGAUCUACGUGAAAACUCAGCAACAGCCAGCCGACUUCCUUACCAAGCGGCUAGCUGAAGAGCCACACUGGCGCUGUGCGAGAAUGGCGGGAAUGUCCUUGAACUAGAGACGGCGAAACAAGCCGACAGUCUGAGGGGGAGUGUGUUGGUGCAUAUUCGUUUGCACGUCAUCCUGUCGUCUGUUCGCAUCAUUUCGUUGCAUGUGUUUUGUGUGCUACGUUGUUUGUGUGGUUUGUUGGGUUUGCAUGUCUUUGCAUAUUCAUCUUGUGCUUGUGCAGAUGUGCUUGGAUUGUACAUCAGAUCGAGCGCAUUCCAACGAGCCAAGAAUUGUUGGAAUCGGAGCACAUAUGAAGAAGUUACGAAGAAAUGUUUGAUGGAUUUGUUACAACUCAUUGGAAGUCCUUGGCAGCUGCUACACCAAAGUUGGAGAGCCCUAAAACGAGGAGGGACCAGCAUGUGUGGGACUUUUGUCCCCACCUUGCAGCUGCAGCACUUGGGGUUUGGAGACCAACCUGGUACAGUAUGAAUUUUGUCUUGCCAGGCUGGCUGAACCUGAGGAUGGGGAGUCAAAACUUUGACUCUUGUCAUGUUCUUGACCAAGGGCCUCCAGGGUCCUUCCCUUUCAUCCUUCCCUUCCCACCCCACCUUCCAACUAUGCUUCAAUGCCUUUUCCAUCAUGUCUCUGAACUUGUAAGCUUCAAUCAUAGUGACUCUGAGGACUGUCAACUUCUCCUAGGGCAGAUUACCCCCCAGUGCGCCAAACGCCAUAGCUCACUCGAUAAGCUACGGAAUCAAGUGAUUCAACUUUCAGAGGAAAGCUGACGCUGCAAGCUACAACAUAUCCGAUUUUCAGAUCGUUUCAUUGAUUGGAGUUUUGGAUAUAGCUUUUCGAAGGUCGCGAGUUUUCUGGGCGUCAUAACGAAGUGCUGCAUAAAUUUCCAAGGAGCCAUUGAAUCAUCUGCUUAUAGCAUUCUCUAACCAACAUGUCAGCACUCCAAGAGGUUGACCGGGUCGUCGCGCUCCUCCUCGAUGAUCUGAACAUAGUGUAGGCGGGCGGUCCACACGGCGGGUGUAAUGACGGCUCGUAGGGCUUUGACUCGGACUUGACUGACAGUGAUUAUAUGAUGGACAUCAAGGUGCACGACGGCUUUCUGGACUGCUACAAGUCCGUCAAGCCUCGGCUCAUUCUGCUGCUCAAAGCGAUCCUCAGCGCUUCCAAGGAAAAGUGAGCAUGAGGGAGAAGUGAGCCUGUCUGUUUAUGAGUCUGAUUUUGAGGCGCCUCAAGACAGUUUGUGGAAAAUGCAAGCUUGUUUAACGUGCUGCUGCUGGUGCUGCUGCUGCUGCUGCUGCUCAAAGCGAUCCUCGGCUCUUCGAAGGAAAAGUGAGCCUGAAACCAGGUGAAUUUUGAGUCGACUCAAAACCAGGUGACUUUUGAGUCGACUCAAAAUCAGGUGACUUUUGGCAACCCACAGUGCCGAAGCUGCCACCCGAUGCCGAGCUGCGAGAGCCGCCACCGCGGCCACCACCACCAGAGGCACCGGGCCACCCCGUUGGGAGGCGGCCCCACUACUGCUGCGACUGUUGCUGCUGCUGCUGCGACUGCUGCGGCUGCGGCUGCUGCUGCUGCUGCUGCUGAGACUGCUGCUACUGCUGCUUCUGGGAACCAGCCCUGGUCCCCUCGUCUGAGCCACCACCCUCGCCUCCACCUCCACCACCCCCACCACCCUUUCCUCCGCCACGCCCCCCCCUGGAGCGGCGGCCACUACCCUGACGCGGCUGCGUUGAGGGGGCAGCGGCGAUCUCAGUGGCAAGGGCUGUCUCAGCGACAGCUGCCGACACAUCAGUGUAAGUACAUUGGGAAGCAGCACAGCCCUCAAAGAUAGGGACUGCCGCAGUACCGCUAGACUGAGCGAUAGUGCGUUGGCGGGUCUCUAUCUCGGACAGGGCGGUGACAAAGGCGGUAAGGGUGAGGUCACUUGGGUGCUAACUAAGGAAGUGGUCGCAGGCAGUGGCUAAGCGGUCCAGAAGGUGCAUGGCAAUGAGGUAAAGGGUAGCGCAAAGCGGCAUCGGGAAGGCAGUGAUCUGAGCCUCAGUGCUAGCAGCGCGGUAGCUAGCCUCAAGUGCACGGAGGUGAAUGGCUAGGUCAGGAACAGUGGAGAAGGUCGCGAGAUCAGGGAACAGCAUGGGGAGGAUCAGGCGGCCAGCAGAGGCGGAAGCGGGCGUGGAGUAGCGCGCAACUACGGUCUCUAAGUAUUCCUUGGCGUUCGCUACAGCGGUAAAGCGGGGACGCUCAGACAGGAGGAGGGCGCGACUAAUGGCAAGCUGUGCUACGGCGUCGCGCGACUCCCAGACAGCGCGAGCCAGCGCAGUAGCAGAAAAGGCCUCACGCUCAGCAGUGGUGGGGGCAUCAGGGAGGGCAGCAUGCGUGGGGGGGCGGGGAAGCAAGCCAUCGACAUGACCAGCCAGGGAGUAACCGUCCUGGUGCUGACCUGUCAGGUGACAAUGAAGGUCGACAAGCCAGGCGUCGAAGUCAAUCGCCCGCCCCUCCGCGUCCAGGCAAAGCACAGCGUCCGCCAUCGCACGACCUCAGCUACACGGCGGCACGGCGACACGGUGGCACGGCGACAAGGCGGCACGGCGGCACAGCGACACUGCUAUACGGUGGCACGACGACACGGCGGCAUGGCAGCACGGCUUCACGGCAGGGCGGAACCACGGCGGCACGGCAAUCGGCUGCACGGCGGAACAGCGGCACGGCGAAAUGGCUACUCGGCGGCACGCCGGCACGGCACAGCAGCACAGCGGCACCGCAGGACGUUGGGGCCGGCAGGAAUGGGACCCGGCUCGAACAGGGGCCGGAGCGGAAGGGGCGGCGAGCGAGCACGGGCCGGCGACCUAGGGACGGCGAAGCAUCGGGUCAAUCCUGGAAUUAUCAUGUGACCCUACGUUCGGCCCAUCUAUCCAUCUCUCCACAUACGCCAUAGCUCAAACCCCCAACGCCAAUUAGUUGUCCAAUCCCAGGAUUGUCGUAUUACUUCCACAAACAAUCACUGGAGAUCUCGUUAAUCCUUGCUCAAGCCCUUCUUUAUUCGCUCCUUCUUUCUUUUUCCCUCGCGUCGGCCCCACAGGAUGAUACGGCUCCUAGAGAUGGUGUUCCCACGGUCUGGCCAUGGAUGGAAUCUCAUCAAAGUACAUCUGCUCACUCAUCUCCCUGACUCGAUUCGUUGAAGCGGCUUGCCACAGGAGUUUGCUGCUGCUGUUUUUGAAAAUGCCCAUUCACGCCUUUGCAAGCAGCCAUAUCGGACAUCGAACCAUCGCGAGUAUGAGGACACCAUCCUGAAGCACAAUGUAACUGAAGAGUUGCUGCACCGUGUUAAGAGCUCGCUCCCGUCGCCACGCAAGUACAACACUACAGGUGCACGGGUGUUCUGUUUCCCCUCCUGUGCCCAGGUCCCUUGGUUGAUUCCUGGCCUUAACCUCCCGCCUUCAUCCCCCCUCAUUACGGCCUUUCGGUUCACUGGCACCGCUGCUGGUCCCUUGCCGAGCUGCCUUGUCUUAACUACUCCACUAUGCCAUGCUGGGAGGAUACCCCACCUCACAGCUUUAGUCCCGCAUGGCCAUGGUCAAGCUGUUUCAUUUGGCUCCUGGCCUCUCUCCAACUCUCAUACUCCGCUGCAUACCACCCCAUACUCAAAUGCACAUGUAGUCCGUCUCACAAACGGUCCAUGUUCCAUGAUCUUCUACCCUGAGUCUUGAAUCUCAUCACUGUUCCGUUGUGCGUGCCCUAAACAUGUGCAUCCUCCGAUCUCUUUAAUUUUGGAUUGUACGCCACAAUAUAACUUCCAGUCUCUU